AUGGCAUCUUCGCUUCGAAUUGGGAGCUCCUUGCUCCGCUCGUCAAGACCGCUCGUCCAGAAGUCCGCCUACAACGGUGUUCGCUGCGCAAGCACUAAGACUCUGAAAGAGGUCUUCGCCGCUAAGCUUCCGGAAGAGGUCGAGAAGGUCAAGAAGCUGAGGAAAGACUAUGGCUCCAAGGUCAUUGGCGAGGUUACCCUUGAUCAAGUCUACGGAGGUGCUCGAGGCAUCAAGUCUCUGGUCUGGGAAGGCUCCGUCCUUGACGCAGAAGAGGGUAUCAGAUUCCGUGGGAGAACCAUCCCGGAAUGCCAGGAAGUGCUUCCCAAGGCCCCGGGCGGCGAGGAGCCUCUUCCGGAAGGCCUGUUCUGGCUGCUCUUGACUGGUGAAGUUCCCAGCGAGCAACAGGUCAGAGCUCUGUCGGCCGAUUGGGCUGCUCGAUCAGACCUCCCCAAAUAUGUCGAGGAGCUCAUUGACCGAUGCCCCAGCGACAUGCACCCCAUGGCUCAAUUUUCCAUCGCCGUCGCCGCUCUCGAGCAUACCUCCGAGUUCGCCAAAGCCUACGAGAAGGGUAUCAGCAAGAAGGAUUACUGGACAUACACCUUCGAAGACUCGAUGAACCUGAUUGCCAAGCUGCCCACCAUCGCAGCCAAGAUCUACCGCAAUGCAUACAAGGAUGGCAAGGUCGCACCCGUUCAGAAAGACAAGGACUACUCCUUCAACUUGGCGAACCAGCUAGGGUUUGGCGACAACCACGACUUCGUCGAGCUCAUGCGCCUGUACUUGACGAUUCACUCUGAUCACGAGGGCGGCAACGUGAGCGCCCACACCACCCACUUGGUCGGCAGUGCCCUGAGCUCGCCGAUGUUGUCCCUCGCUGCCGGUCUCAACGGCUUGGCUGGCCCUCUCCACGGGUUGGCCAACCAGGAAGUCUUGCGCUGGCUCACCCAGAUGAAGGAGACUAUUGGCGAUGAUCUUAGUGACAAGGCCAUCACUGACUACCUGUGGGCCACGCUUAACGCUGGUCGGGUUGUUCCCGGCUACGGCCACGCAGUCCUCCGCAAGACCGACCCUCGUUACGUCUCGCAGCGCGAGUUUGCCCUUCGCAAGCUUCCCAACGACCCGAUGUUCAAGCUUGUCAGCCAGGUCUACAAGAUUGCCCCAGGUGUCUUGACCGAGCAUGGCAAGACGAAGAACCCUUACCCCAACGUUGAUGCCCACUCUGGUGUCCUCCUCCAAUACUACGGUUUGACGGAAGCCAACUACUACACUGUCUUGUUCGGUGUCUCCCGCGCUCUCGGUGUCCUGCCUCAACUCAUCAUCGACCGUGGCCUUGGUGCCCCGAUCGAACGACCCAAGUCCUUCAGCACGGAAGCUUACGCCAAAUUGGUUGGAGCUUCAUUGUAA
This is a messenger RNA of Capronia coronata CBS 617.96, 1404 nucleotides long. Its product is annotated as citrate synthase, mitochondrial. The transcript has 3 exons. Lineage: Eukaryota; Fungi; Ascomycota; Eurotiomycetes; Chaetothyriales; Herpotrichiellaceae. Gene Ontology annotation, biological process: carbohydrate metabolic process; citrate metabolic process; tricarboxylic acid cycle. The coding region runs from base 1 to 1404 and encodes 467 amino acids. The record is from RefSeq and is a predicted model, not a curated record. Gene Ontology annotation, cellular component: mitochondrial matrix.